This is a messenger RNA of Ylistrum balloti, 2802 nucleotides long. Its product is annotated as B-cell lymphoma/leukemia 11B-like. Gene Ontology annotation, biological process: regulation of transcription by RNA polymerase II. Bases 1 to 2802 code for a protein of 933 amino acids. The record is from RefSeq and is a predicted model, not a curated record. Gene Ontology annotation, molecular function: RNA polymerase II cis-regulatory region sequence-specific DNA binding; DNA-binding transcription factor activity. NCBI's taxonomy places the organism in Eukaryota, Metazoa, Mollusca, Bivalvia, Pectinida, Pectinidae. Gene Ontology annotation, cellular component: nucleus. The transcript has 4 exons.
AUGUCGCGACGAAAACAGGGAAGACCGCAACAGAGGAAAGCACUGGACUCACUGGAACAAGAAAAUGACCUGCUGCUCUGUGGCGAGUGCCAGACGAGCUUUCCACUACAGGAUAUACUCAAAUUCAUACGCCACAAGGUCAACAAGUGCAGUAAGAAAAUUGUUGACGUGUUGGAUUCGCCAGAGUAUGAGGAUGGUCCCCACUCAGACUCGGAGCAACACUGCGGAAGUAUUAGCUCCAAAAGGACUAGUAUCUCUGCCCCCAUCUCUCUUAAAGAGGCCAUCGAAAAUAACAAAUCGCCACGCUCCUCCAUUGACUCACUCGGCUCUCUGAAGGACGUGAGAAUCAAGGAGGAGAAUGGUCACAGCCCCAUGGAAGAGGACAAGCUCUUUGAACAAAAAUUAUCCCGGUCACCUCUCAAGCCCCGAAAGGUUGUGGAUGCAGAGUCAAACACUACAAAUACAGAACCAUCCAAGUUUGUGUGUGAUUCCUGCAAGUCUACAUUUGGUUCAGCAUGGUCACUUCUACAACAUGCUCAGAAAGAACAUGGCAUGCGCAUCUACACAACUUCCCUGGAUAAGCAGCAGAAAUACCCGGAUCAUAAAAAGGAGCGUGAUGAACGAGAUCAGCGUGACCAUGUUCAGCAUGACCGUGAGCAUCGUGAAAAUCGUGAGCACCGACAUCAUGAAAAGCAUAAUUCAAGUCCUAGUAACCACAGGAGUCAUCAGCUAUCGAAUCCUCCCCAGCAACAGCAAGCACCUCAGCAUCAACCAAAACAACGAGACGAGCAACGUGACACCCCUCUCUUGUGUCAGCCCCUCGACCCACAUCGAACACCUCCCUCGGCUAGCUCCGCAGGAAGUGCGGACAGUGGCAACCAUCUACUGCAAGAUGGUGGCCAUCAUCUACUGCCACCUCAUCCGUCACCACAUUCUUCUCCCUUCUUGUUCAAAUUUCCAUUUGAUCGACCACCACCAUUGUCCCCAGGGUUGCCAUUCCGGCCCCCUGGUCUUGGGAUGGAUUUCCCUAUUGUGAGUGAGCCCUCUUUACCGAGAUCAUUUGUGGGCUUCCCACCUAUGUUUGAUGGUGGACCUUCACCACCAUUUCCGAAUCUGUUUGAACGGCCAAGGCAAUCACCUGUAGGAAUCGAAGAAUCAUUUUACUCACAACGGCUUAGGCAGCUAGCAUCAUCAACUUCAGGAUCGCCAUCACCAGUUAGAAAGCAGACUCCUCCUUUUUCCCAGCCAGGUCCGUCACCGACCACCUUUCCACCUGUGACUCCUCCGAGCUCCCUUUCCUCUGAUAUAGAGAAGCCACAGCACGGAUCUGGCAGUAUCACCCCUCCAGCGAAGCUCAAGUCCUGUGAAUUCUGUGGCAAAUCAUUUCGCUUUCAGAGCAAUUUGAUAGUACACAGAAGGUCUCAUACUGGCGAGAAGCCAUUCAAAUGCCCUCUUUGUCCACAUGCAUGUACGCAACAGAGCAAGCUCAAACGACACAUGAAGACACACAUGAACAAAUCUCCAUUGUCAAUGUCGAAUGCAUCAAAUAUGUCCAAUGACGGAAGUCUAGCCUCAGGCAGCAGCACCCCGGAUUCGAGUAAGCGUUUUAUAGAUGAUGAUGAGGAAGAAGAUGAGGAAGAAGAGGAAGAAAUGGAAGAGGAGAUGGAAGAAGAUGAAGAGAUGGCUCUUGGAAUGGAUGAGGAAGCCUACAAAAAUAGCUUCAAAGAGGGGUUUAAUCCACCGAAGAAGUUGGAGGUCAAUUCUUCUCCAAAGUCCAGUGAGCUAGCAGCAAGGCUAUUAGAUCCUUACACAGACAGAACCAGUCUCCUGUCUGAGGUCAUGAAAAAUACAGGUCUGACAAAUUACCCAGAAUACAACGAAGCUUUCAAACAAGCCAUGGCAGAGCGGGUUACCUCCCCUGUGGGUGGACAAGAAGAGCAGACAUCAGAGAACUGCAGCAACAACAGCAGCAACAGCAGCCAAGAUGGGAUGAAGGAGGAUAAUCAUAAGAAGUCUUCUUCUGAUUCAGAUUCUGAGACACAAUGCUACAAGAAGAUCAAGAAUGAACCUGUGGAUACGGGAUCUUUCCCUACUAAUAACAUGGAAAACCAUCACAUCUACUCCCUGUGGGGCUCCAUGGGGUUUCCAGCCCCACCCCCUCAAGAUUUCUAUCAUCUUUCUCUUUCGGGGAUGCAGUUUGACGGUGUAGGUUCAAACCAUAAUGGAUACAGUCCUUCAACCCCGGAGAGUGCCUUGAAAUCAUUCAAUGCACAGACCCCACCGAAACCUGGGCCCAGCACUCCUGUCUCAGGAGAUGCAGCUCACAUGAGGAAGGAUAGAAUCAGAAAUGAUACCUGUGAGUUUUGUGGCAAGAUCUUCAAGAACUGCAGCAAUCUCACUGUUCAUCGCAGGUCUCAUACAGGUGAAAAGCCGUACAAAUGUAUUCUGUGUAAUUAUGCUUGUGCUCAAUCUAGCAAGCUUACAAGGCAUAUGAAAACACAUGGGCGUAUAGGAAAGGAUGUCUACAAAUGUAAAUUCUGCUUGAUGCCGUUCUCAGUUCCUAGUACACUGGAGAAACACAUGAGGAAAUGUGUGGAAAACAGAACACCCGGACUUAUCCGGGAAACCGACUCGGAUUCUACAUCAAGUAAUGCUACCACACCAACCCUGAAUUGUCAACCCGGUAUUCUGCAGGAAUCCAGUAUGGACAAAAGUAGUGCUAACGUUCCCAUGAACUGUGCGCCUGGAAUUCUACAGGACACAAGUCUAGACAAGAAUAGCUCUAGCACACCCAAUCUUUGA